Messenger RNA from Drosophila nasuta, 520 nucleotides. RefSeq lists its product as uncharacterized. The transcript has 2 exons. Lineage: Eukaryota; Metazoa; Arthropoda; Insecta; Diptera; Drosophilidae. The coding region runs from base 4 to 312 and encodes 102 amino acids. The record is from RefSeq and is a predicted model, not a curated record.
GCGAUGGCACAGUUUGCAUUGAACUCAUUCUGCAAAAUGAAAUUCACUUUACUGUUCAUUCUCUGCUUUUGCCUAUUCAAUUUGGCCUAUGGCAAUGCUGUGAUCGGUACUAAGCCGCCGUUUGUGCGGAGCCGUUAUAGCCUCCGUUGGCGUAAGACAACAACAACCAUGUCACCUAGUACAACUGGUCGUGUCGUGGAGCCGGCCACGUCAACUCAGCAUCCAGCAGCCAUGCAUGGCACCUCAACAGCCAGUCCAGAUUACGACUAUUAUGGCACCGGGGAAGCUGCCGACAACUUGGUGCAUAAAUAAAUACCAAUGUUGUAGCUGUCACUGUGACAAGCAAAAUCUACAUAUACUCACUUAUGUAACAUUCACAUAGUGACAAUAAAAUUUAAAUAAAUACAUGUGCAUUUUUAAUUUUCCAAAUUGAAAACCGUUCAGCUUUCAUUUGACCGUUACUGCAGUUUUUAAAAGAAUAACAGAAGCAAUCAACAGACAUCUGCUAGCUAACAUAACA